Daldinia vernicosa is the source of this 1656-nucleotide messenger RNA. RefSeq lists its product as uncharacterized. The coding region runs from base 1 to 1656 and encodes 551 amino acids. The record is from RefSeq and is a predicted model, not a curated record. Lineage: Eukaryota; Fungi; Ascomycota; Sordariomycetes; Xylariales; Hypoxylaceae. The transcript has a single exon.
AUGGCCACGGUUGUAACAGCAAAUGAACCCCUAGGUGAUUUAGAAGGGGGCCAGGCUAAGCUUAAAAGCACCCGCAGAGUCAGCUGUGUGCGAGAUAUCACCUACAAAGUUAUACCAUGCUGCAUUGUGAGCCUUAUAUUGGUCUCUGCUGGUGGUGUCCUCAUCGCAACUCUAGCCUAUAACAAGCCCAUACCCCAGAAGCCAGUAAUUGUAAUAUCUAUUAUGCUUGCAAUAUUCUUCGCCAUAUUCGGUAUAGGAGGGUGUUAUCUCUACCUCAUGAAGCACUACCCUCCUCUGGCAGUAGGUCCUGAUGCUCCAGACCGCCCAUCGGUAAAAACUUGGCGAGAUAAAAUUAAAAGGUGCUGUGAAUUAAUAAUAGAGAAACUCGGUGACGAUAAAGCCGCCGAUGAGACCCAGGCUAACCCUCCUCAUCCUCCUCCUUGCCCUCCCCCACCAGAGACGGUGAACGAGCCGGCUGAACUGCCCGGGUUUAAUGACCAAGAACCACCAUGGCGGGAGGGCGUAGAGCAACCAUCUAACGCACAGCCAGCUAGAAGACAGAAUCCUAUUAAUCGCGGUCGGAGAAGCCACGAAAGAUCAACGCAAUCAACCAAUCAGAUACCUCGUCGCCCCGUGCCUAAUUCUCAUUACAAUUAUAUGCAAGCAAAUCAUACAACACCUAGGAGGUCGGGAAACAACCCUACUUAUAGUCCUAAUCAUCAUGCGGAUGGCUUCCCUAUGGAUGGACCAUCUUACUGUCACGGCUAUCCUUGUACUCCGUUUCUGAGGGGCCCAAAACCAAAAGGGCCAAGGCCCGAACCACAGCCGGAUGUGCCAGAAUUUUUGUGGCCGGGCCGGGCCGGACCACACGUAGGCCCUCAGAUAUAUUUCGCAUAUAUCUUGGACAGCAUCAAUAGGCAAGCAUUUGCAGAGCUACUUCCUAAAGGAUUUGUUCGGAGCAGGCUUCACAUAUUUGAGGAUCUCCCGAUCCCAGCAGCUUAUGGCCCAGAAGAAGUUAGGCCUAAGCAACAAAGUCGGCAACAUAGGAAGAAAUCUAGUGAACAACAAGGGGAUGUUAAUAUACCAAACAGCCCUAUUACCGAGCCCAAGGAUUCAGAAGACAUGAUAUCGCCAAUCAGCACGCCAUCGCCAUCGCCAUCGCCCAAGCAAAAGCCAAGCUUACAAAGACCAACAAGGAAAGACUCCGGCAUAACUGCAAUCUCCCCUCAAGACGACGAAAGGGCAGACGAAAAGGGCAAAACGAAGGACACGGGCUCCAAUUCCCCGCCGAGACCCCCCCAUCGUCAUCGUACUAAAUCGGAGCAGCAGGAGGCGAUCAAAAAGGGGCUGCGCCCUGGCACAACUAUAGACAGCAGCGAAGAAGACGAGCAGGAACACCACGGCCCUAGAGCCCUAUCCGACAUAAAGAAAGACAUCGAAGAAUUAAGCGAGAGGUGGCGGCAACUACUCCACGAAGCGCGUCUGUCGGGGGAGUUAUUCAGGGGACAAGCAUGGCGCAAUGGCAUAUGGGCCGGAUAUUCCGAUUUUUCGGAUCAGAGGCACUCGAGAACGUCAACAGGGGGCCGUAGCUCAAGGUCCGGCAGCACCUCGCCUAUGACGGUCUCUAAGGGUAGGACUACAAGAUCUCGUGACUAG